GAGGGCGACAGACACGGAGUCAAAAGGGGGUGGGAGAGCAACUGACAGGCUGAGUGAGAACGGGGAAGACUGGGCAGCGGAGGAGGCAGCCAGGAACCCAGGACUGGGAAGCCCGUGAAAUUCCAGAGAGGAGGACCCGGGAGAAGAAGUCCUGGUGGCCAUCUCUUGCUGAGCCAGGAUGGGUGACUGGAGCUUCCUGGGAGAGUUCCUGGAGGAAGUACACAAGCACUCUACAGUGAUCGGCAAGGUCUGGCUCACCGUCCUCUUCAUAUUCCGCAUGCUGGUGCUGGGCACGGCUGCCGAGUCAUCCUGGGGGGAUGAGCAGGCAGAUUUCCAAUGUGAUACCAUGCAGCCUGGCUGCGGGAACGUCUGCUAUGACCAAGCCUUUCCCAUCUCUCACAUCCGCUACUGGGUGCUGCAGAUCAUCUUCGUGUCCACACCAUCACUGGUGUACAUGGGCCAUGCCAUGCACACGGUGCGCAUGCAGGAGAAGCGGAAGAUGCGGGAGGCUGAGAGGGCCAAAGGGGUCCGGGGCACUGGCUCUUAUGAGUACGCAGUGGCCGAGAAGGCAGAGCUGUCCUGCUGGGAAGAAGUGAAUGGAAGGAUUGUCCUCCAGGGCACUCUGCUCAACACCUAUGUCUGCAGCAUCCUGAUCCGCACGACCAUGGAGGUGGCCUUCAUUGUGGGCCAGUACUUCCUCUACGGGAUCUUCCUGGACACCCUGCAUGUCUGCCGCAGGAGUCCCUGCCCCCACCCCGUCAACUGUUACGUAUCCCGGCCCACAGAGAAGAAUGUCUUCAUCGUCUUUAUGCUGGCUGUGGCUGCACUGUCCCUCUUCCUCAGCCUGGCUGAGCUCUACCACCUGGGCUGGAAGAAGAUCAGACAGCGCUUUGUCAAGUCUAGGCAGGACAUGGCUGAGUGUCAGCUUCCUGGCCCCUCGGCCGGCAUAGUCCAGAACUGCACACCACCUCCUGACUUCAAUCAGUGCCUGGAGAAUGGCCCUGGGGGGAAAUUCUUCAAUCCCUUCAGUAACAAGAUGGCUUCCCAGCAGAACACCGACAACCUGGCCACUGAGCAAGUACAAGGCCAGGAGCCAAUUCCUGGGGAGGGUUUCAUUCACAUCCGUUAUGCCCAGAAGCCUGAGGUACCCAAUGGAGCCUCCCCAGGUCACCGCCUGCCCCAAGGCUAUCAGGGCGACAAGCGCCGCCUCAGCAAGGCCAGCAGCAAGGCCAGGUCAGAUGACCUAUCAGUGUGACCCUCUAGUGGGGGGGAACCAGGACCAGGUGGGAACCGAGGAAGCUCAGAGAGGGAAGAUGUGUCCCUGCCGACCCCAUCUCUCAUUUUCAUACCUGCUCUGCUCCUUUUGGGCUUCAGGUCUCAAUGGCAUUGCUCAUUUAUUCCAGAAGGUAGGACCAGGGCUCUGGGAGUGCAGGCAGCACAUGGCUACCCAUCCAGGCUGCCGUCCCUUCCCAUCCUCUACAGUGUACACAGAAGGCUUUCAGAUUCCUCAGUCAACAGGGUAGAGGAAGAAAAGGAAACAGUGGUAAAUCUAGCCUGGAAUGGAUAGCCAGAAGGAUAGAAUGGCUCUCUACAUACCAGCCACAUACCAGAUGGGUUCUCCAAGUUCCUGUGGCUUCCUUGACCUGAUCACCCUUCUUGCAAGGAAGAGCCCAAAGUUCCCAGCCAAUAAAGAACAUCAAUCAAGGACCUUACAUUAGAUGUGCUCUUGAAUCUGUUGUCUCCCCUGGGUCAAACCUUGGAGUGAGGCGGCCUUGGGCUGCCCUUGGCUGCCCUCCCUCUACCCAGUCUUACUUAAAAAGAGGUCCUUGGAACUUGACCAGCAGCCUCAACUUUACAAGUGCUUUGGUAUGUACCUCUGGCAAAUGUCCCACCUUAGUGAUGCUGCAACCUUUACUUCUGCCAGGGUGACAACUAGCCCAUGGGGGUGCAAGCUCCCCCAGGGAGUGACUGUAUACACAGGCUCCACUGGAAUCCCUGCCACCACCUGUCAUCCUGCGGCUCUUUUACAGCUCAACCCGAUGAUAGAAACCAUCCCAUCCCUUCCUCCCUUGGCUGUUCACCCAGUGCUCCCCUAAAGACCUUAUCGACCAGAGUGCCCAAGAAGCCGUCAUCCUCUCUCAGAUCCUGACCAGAUCACCAGCCACGAAGGCCAUUGGAAUUUCCCUAGGUCUUAUUAAAACAAAGAGGGCAUUGUGCUUCUCAGAUUCCCUUUGGGAAAAAAUAAUUCUGCUGUGAAGAUAAAAAUAAAAAAAAAAGAGAAAAUACUGGAAAA
This is a messenger RNA of Mirounga angustirostris (Northern elephant seal), 2293 nucleotides long. RefSeq names its product gap junction protein alpha 5 (gene GJA5). Bases 179 to 1255 code for a protein of 358 amino acids. Gene Ontology annotation, cellular component: connexin complex. Gene Ontology annotation, molecular function: gap junction channel activity involved in atrial cardiac muscle cell-AV node cell electrical coupling. The transcript has 2 exons. The record is from RefSeq and is a predicted model, not a curated record. Gene Ontology annotation, biological process: heart development; cell-cell signaling; atrial cardiac muscle cell to AV node cell communication by electrical coupling. NCBI's taxonomy places the organism in Eukaryota, Metazoa, Chordata, Mammalia, Carnivora, Phocidae.